AUGUGUCUCCUUUCCCAGGGCGAAGGCGUUGUGAAGGAGAUCAACAUCACGCACCAUGUGAAGGAGGGCUCCGAGAAAGCUGAUCCGUCGCAGUUUGAGCUUCUGAAGGUGCUGGGACAGGGCUCUUUUGGGAAGGUUUUCCUGGUGAGGAAAAUCACUCCACCAGACAACAACCACCUCUAUGCCAUGAAAGUGCUCAAGAAGGCAACACUGAAAGUGCGUGAUCGAAUGCGGACGAAGAUAGAGAGGGACAUUCUGGCUGAUGUGAACCAUCCCUUCGUGGUGAAACUUCACUAUGCAUUCCAGACAGAGGGGAAGCUCUAUCUCAUCUUGGAUUUCCUCCGAGGAGGUGACCUUUUCACUCGGCUUUCCAAAGAGGUCAUGUUCACAGAGGAGGACGUGAAGUUCUACCUGGCAGAGCUGGCUCUAGGGCUCGACCAUUUGCACAGCCUGGGAAUCAUAUACAGAGACCUCAAACCAGAGAACAUCCUCCUGGAUGAAGAAGGGCACAUCAAACUCACGGAUUUUGGCUUGAGUAAAGAAGCUAUAGAUCACGAGAAGAAAGCCUACUCCUUCUGUGGCACGGUGGAAUACAUGGCCCCCGAAGUCGUGAAUCGCCAGGGCCACUCGCACAGUGCGGACUGGUGGUCCUACGGGGUGUUAAUGUUUGAAAUGCUCACGGGCUCGCUGCCCUUCCAGGGGAAGGACCGUAAGGAGACCAUGACCCUCAUCCUCAAAGCGAAGCUGGGCAUGCCCCAGUUCCUGAGCUCCGAAGCGCAGAGUCUCUUGCGAGCCCUUUUCAAAAGGAAUCCAGCCAACAGAUUAGGUUCUGGUCCAGACGGGGCAGAAGAGAUAAAGCGCCAUCCUUUCUACUCCACCAUUGACUGGAAUAAGCUGUACCGAAGGGAAAUCAAACCACCUUUCAAGCCUGCGGUAGGCCAGCCCGAUGACACCUUUUACUUUGACACAGAGUUUACGUCUCGUACACCAAAAGAUUCCCCGGGCAUCCCCCCGAGCGCAGGGGCCCAUCAGCUCUUCCGCGGCUUCAGCUUCGUGGCGACUGGGUUGAUGGAGGACGGCAAGGUGAAACCUGCCCAGUCCCCCCUGAAUCCGCUGGUGCAGCAGCUGCACGGCAAGAACCUCCAGUUCAACGAUGGCUACGUGGUGAAGGAGGCCAUCGGCGUGGGCUCCUACUCAGUGUGUCAGCGCUGCAUCCAUAAAGCAACCAACAUGGAGUACGCAGUCAAGAUCAUUGACAAGAGCAAGCGAGACCCUUCUGAGGAAAUAGAAAUCCUCCUGCGAUACGGGCAGCAUCCCAAUAUCAUUACCUUGAAAGAUGUGUAUGACGAUGGGAAGUACGUGUACCUGGUGACUGAGCUGAUGCGGGGAGGAGAGCUGCUGGACAAGAUCCUCAGGCAGAAGUUUUUCUCAGAGCGGGAGGCCAGUUCUGUCCUGCACACGAUCUGUAAAACGGUGGAGUACCUGCACUCGCAGGGGGUGGUCCACAGAGACUUGAAACCCAGCAACAUUCUCUACGUGGAUGAGUCGGGCAACCCAGAGAGCAUUCGCAUUUGCGACUUUGGCUUUGCUAAGCAGCUGAGGGCCGAGAACGGCCUUCUCAUGACUCCUUGCUAUACCGCAAACUUUGUGGCACCCGAGGUACUAAAACGCCAAGGCUAUGAUGAGGGCUGUGACAUCUGGAGCCUGGGGGUUCUCCUUUACACGAUGCUAGCAGGCUGCACCCCAUUUGCAAACGGCCCCAGUGACACCCCCGAAGAGAUCCUGAGCCGAAUAGGCGGGGGGAAGUUCUCAGUCAGUGGUGGUAAUUGGGACACUAUUUCGAUGGCAGCCAAGGAUCUAGUCUCAAAGAUGCUUCACGUAGAUCCUCACCAGCGCCUGACAGCCAAGCAGGUCCUGCAGCACUCGUGGAUAACGCAGAAGGAGAGCCUGCCCCAGAGCCAGCUGAACCACCAGGAUGUCCAGCUGGUCAAGGAGGCGAUGGCUGCCACCUACUCUGCGCUGAACAGCUCCAAACCGAGUCCCCAGCUGAAGCCCAUCGAAUCCUCCAUCCUGGCGCAGAGGCGGGUGAAGAAACUCCCUUCCACCACCCUGUGAAGGCCGGGCAGGUUGCA
This is a messenger RNA of Tinamus guttatus (white-throated tinamou), 2132 nucleotides long. The record is from RefSeq and is a predicted model, not a curated record. NCBI's taxonomy places the organism in Eukaryota, Metazoa, Chordata, Aves, Tinamiformes, Tinamidae.